Molecule: messenger RNA, 876 nt
Organism: Miscanthus lutarioriparius
Lineage: Eukaryota; Viridiplantae; Streptophyta; Magnoliopsida; Poales; Poaceae
Source: the annotation of a GenBank genome assembly
AUGGAGGAGUACCUGGAGAGCAUGAAGUCCCUCCGCUCCUACAUGAACGAUCUCGAGGACGACGCCGCGAAGCGGUCUGUGGAGGAGCAGCAGCAGCGUACAGCCAUCGACGCCCACGACGCCGACAUCGCGCUAGUGAGGGCGCAAGCAAAGCAGGCGAGCGAGGAGGCCGAGCAGCUGGGCACAGCGAGGGCAAAGGUAGGCAUGCAGAUGGCCCAGAAGCAGGGACGGAUUGCCACUCUGGAGAUCGAGGGCGCCACACUGAAGCAGACCUUGGAGCUCCUCCAUCAGGAAACUGCAAGUACUUUUGUGAAACUCAGUGAGAAAAGAUUGUUCUACAAAAAGACAACAGAAACCUUGACUGUCAAACUACAGGAGCAACAGGAAUGGCUUAGUAUGAAGAAUAAGAUUACUAUAAAGGAGCCACAUGUUGCCAAAUCUCAGAGCAAGCAAAACUUCAUUGAAGGGGAGAAACAUGUCAUGUUUAACUCAGUAGGGAGCCUGGAUAAGUUUGAAAGUGAUCCUCAGAACAAGCACAGGAAACUCUACACUCAACUGGUGUCAGCUCAGCUCAAGAUACAAGACAUCAAAUCACAGAGAUCAGCGCUUCUUUUAGAAAUCAGCAAAAUCAAGCAGAUUCUAGAGCAAGAGAAAAACAUAAUUGCUGGCUUUCCUGCUGCACUACAGCAGAUGGAUAUGAAGUCCUUGGAGGAGGAAUACAAAGCACUGCAAGGUGAUAAAUCUGGGGAAGUUGAGUACUUCCAGACUCUUGAUGAAACAAUUAAUGGGAUGAAGGGGAUUUCGGAUCCUGUCAAAUGCCGUUGCGGACUGGAGUACAAUGUAAAACUUGUUGGCGAAGCCAUGGAUAUAAGCUAA